Messenger RNA from Choloepus didactylus (southern two-toed sloth), 1348 nucleotides. RefSeq names its product POP5 homolog, ribonuclease P/MRP subunit (gene POP5). Gene Ontology annotation, biological process: tRNA 5'-leader removal. The record is from RefSeq and is a predicted model, not a curated record. Gene Ontology annotation, cellular component: ribonuclease P complex. The transcript has 6 exons. Lineage: Eukaryota; Metazoa; Chordata; Mammalia; Pilosa; Megalonychidae. The coding region runs from base 23 to 661 and encodes 212 amino acids. Gene Ontology annotation, molecular function: ribonuclease P RNA binding.
GCCUGCGGGCGUGGAGGCCGCCAUGGUGCGGUUCAAGCACCGGUACCUGCUGUGCGAACUGGUGUCCGACGACCCUCGCUGCCGGCUGAGUCUAGAGGACCGAGUGCUGAAUUGCCUCGUGCGGGACACGAUCGCCCGCGUGCAUGGGACUUUCGGUGCAGCUGCCUGCUCGGUCGGAUUCGCGGUGAGAUACCUCAAUGCAUAUACUGGAAUAGUGCUACUACGAUGCCGGAAGGAAUUCUACCAGCUUGUGUGGUCAGCUCUUCCCUUCAUCACAUAUUUGGAAAACAAAGGACACCGUUAUCCUUGUUUUUUCAACACCUUGCACGUGGGAGGUACAAUUAGAACAUGUCAGAAGUUCCUGAUUCAGUACAACAGGAGACAGCUGCUGAUCUUGUUGCAGAACUGCACGGAUGAAGGAGAACGGGAAGCUAUCCAGAAAUCUGUCACAAGAAGCUCUUUGCUAGAGGAGAAGUCAGGGGAAGAAGCUUCAGAAUGCUGCUCUCUGAACACAGCUGCACUGUGCCCAACCUUGGGAUUCAUUUAUCAGAAUAGGAUCUCUGGGAACCAGCAGCAUCUUCUACAACACACCAAACUAGAAGACUGCCCACCAGGGGACAAUUUACCAAUUCGAAUUGGAGGACUUAUUCACUUAAACUGAAGUCACCUUUGCCCUGGCUGACCAGCCUUCACUGGUUAAGUGGUUCUGCAGGUUUUGAACUCCCUAGAGUUGUAGAUAUCUUUGUACAUAAUUGCCUGGCUGAGAGUAGGUUUGGCGUUUGUAGCAUUUAGCAUACUUGAAUUAUGAGGUUCAUGUUUGGCCAAGUCUCUUUCCCCUUCUAUCGUGGGCUUUGGUGGGAAGACAGAUUCCCAAUUUGUAUUAGAUGAAUUUUUAAUAUUUAGUCUUCAACUUGAAGUCUUAUACCCCCAGCCUCCAAAACGGGUCCCUAAGCAAAUCAAGUUAUUUGAGAUAGAAGUAUUAGUGAGACAAAGUAACUAAACUUGGCACAGAUCUACAGCCAGUCUCAAGACAGGCCUACAGGACCUUAAAAAUACCAAAUUCCUUGCCAAUACUUGACCAAGUAACUUGACAAAAAAGGGAGGUUUUGUGCUUCCUUGGGGAAAAACUGGCCUCACCUGAUCUCUUUUCUGCAAAGCCAAGCAGCAGUUGCCAACUUUUGUUAAGUUUUCUGCAGUUCCCUUAAACUUCACCUGAAGAUAGGUGAGAUUACCAUCCUCAAUGUACAAGAAUUGGGAGGGGCAAGAGACUUCUGAUUGGGUUUGUUCUGUUACUUACUAAUGACAUUUCUAGGAUGUCUUCUCCAUAAUAAAAUGGAUAUCACUCAAA